This is a messenger RNA of Saccostrea echinata, 855 nucleotides long. RefSeq names its product toll-like receptor 2. Gene Ontology annotation, molecular function: transmembrane signaling receptor activity. Bases 1 to 855 code for a protein of 284 amino acids. Gene Ontology annotation, biological process: inflammatory response; immune response; toll-like receptor signaling pathway. Gene Ontology annotation, cellular component: membrane. Lineage: Eukaryota; Metazoa; Mollusca; Bivalvia; Ostreida; Ostreidae. The record is from RefSeq and is a predicted model, not a curated record. The transcript is spliced from 2 exons.
AUGACUGGCACAUUUACCUCCUUAGGACUUUGCAACACCGACAACAUAAGAAAAAUUGAGGCAAAUGUUCCUGCAAAAGUCAAACACCUUGGCUUAAGCGGAAAUCCUUUCUUCUGUACAUGCGAUCUUGUAUGGUUUAGAGCCUGGAUACAACUGAAUUCCAUGAAAAUUAUAGGUUGGCCCUCAAACUACACCUGCAGCCUUCCCAAAGAAUGGGUACAUAAAAGUCUAGCAGAUUUUGAUUUGGAUUAUUCAGCUUGUCAUCCCCUUAGCCCUUACGUCAUAUUUGCCAUUUGCAUAUCCUCUGUGUCUUUUCUAUUUCUCAUAAUGUCUUUCAUAACGUAUAAGAAGAGAUGGCAAAUUAAAUAUCAACUUUACCGAUUAAGUGCAAGAAGACGAGGGUAUCAGGUUUUAGGAGAUCACGAAUUUGAAUACGAUGUAUUUGUUUCAUAUAAUUCGUCAGAUAGCGUAUGGGUAAUUUCAGAAAUGAUUCCGCGACUAGAAAAGAAGGAAAAAAUGAAAUUAUGUUUGCAUGAAAGAGAUUUCGAAGUUGGCAAGCAUAUUGUGGAUAAUAUUGUCGACGCCAUACAAAACAGUCGCAAAGUUUUGAUCAUAUUGUCCAACAGAUUCGCACAGAGUCAGUGGUGUCAGUUCGAAUCCACCAUGGCACAACUACGGUCAAUAAAGAGUGGAGAAGGUGCAGUGAUUGUGAUUAUUUUAGAGAACAUUCACAUGCAAAAUAUGAGCAAGUCCUUACAUAUUCUGAUGAAAACCACAACUCUCAUAGAAUGGACAAAGGACAAAAGGGCAAAGGAAAUGUUGUGGAACAAUGUUGUGUCUACUAUCAAAUCUUAA